UUUUAUAUAAUAUCGAGGAAAGUUUUCUUCCACGGAAAGACGGUGACUUUUGUCGAGGAAAAGUGGAAACUUUAAUCAAGCCUCGGUGCGUGUUGAAGGACAACGAAAGGAAAGUUUCUUUUUUUUUCCCCCCCGCACGUGAAGAAUAUUCUACGGAUAUUACGUUGUUCUUCGGUCGGUGUCGUAAAGUUUUAAUGAAAAGUCCGAGGGUUGAGACACCCUUGAGCCGCGAUUCGGUGGAAACGACGUCACCGCUUCUAUAUUCCCUGAAUGAUGCUGGAAAACGAGCUGUCCUCUUUUACGACUGUUACGCUUCGUUUCCCGCUUGAAAUUCACGAAAAACCUAAGUUCCUGCAGUCAGUUUUAAUGGUCGCCUCAAGUUGCCAGUGAUUAAAGUAAAUGUUUUGUCCUCUCUGAACAAUCAACGCGUUAAGUAGAAAGAGAGAAUUUCAACCAGAAAUGUUAAACAAUGGAUCAAGAUUCAAUCAGAUCAAUUUAUGAUUAUCACACAAGAGAAACCGGCACGAAUGGGGCUUAAAGUAAGCGAAACUGUUUUUUCUAUUCCCCUCAAUCGUUGCACGGCUCGACAGAAUAAUUUCAUCCUAAUUAAUUGCACCGCCUUUCACGUUCCCCUUCCGGUGCUGAUGAACCUUCCGGUCAGAUUGACGAUCGCCUCUCGGUCUACUGACUCCUUGAAUAAAGAGCAGACCGAGAGGCACGGAAACAGGUGGUGUUCCGUCAGAGGAUGAUGAACGAUACGCAACCAACUGUGGCCCGAGAAGCAGCAGCGCGAAAAUUCAUCUCGAAUCCACCAGAGACACGAGAUAUCCCACGGUUAUCGGUUGUUUGAUCCUUUCCGAGUUACGUGUAUCAAGAAAAAAAAGCAUCGAUUUCAUGGCUGCUUAAUUUUGCGAUCGAAUUUUCAUUUAGAAAGGAACAGAAAUUAAUUAAUUAGCCUAGCAAGUGGAAAGCUUUAAUAGAGAACCGAAUGAAAACAUAGAAAAAUCCUUCGUAACCGGGUCAGUUUAUUUGCAAUGCAAAGCAUACCGAUUUGUUGAUCGCCAUAGAAACGACCCGUGAUUUUAACACGCCUCAACUGAAACGCACGCGAUUUCUUCGAUCGUCGCAUUAUCCUUUUUGCAUAAAACGUUUCCUCCCGCGAGAUUGUCGUUAAGAAGGUUUAUCGGCGAUUGAUCGAUCGGUUCGAUCGGCGAGGAACAAGAUUCAAGUGGAAAUAAGCACUAGAUGCGAGUUUCUGUUCUAUUUCAGCGUCGUCUAGACCUAGAAUAGCUUAGACACCAAGUACUCUCAACGGAGACAAGCUGUCUCUCCUAGUCACCUCCUCGCUUGGAGGCUAGAAUCUUGGCAAACUCUUGUUUCGAAGUUCAAGCAGCGUGAUACAACACGCUACAACUCUAUUAAUAUUCUUUUUUUUCCAGUGAAAAACACUGAAUUUUUCUUUUUUUUUUCCGCGAACAAGAAGAUUCUUUUUCAUUAUUCUUGAAAACGAUGCUACUUACAUAACAAAGAAACUUGUUGAACAAAUUUGAAAGUAACAAAGGAGGAAAUGAAUGAAUAUUUAUUCCUGUUGAAAUUGAAAAUUGAAAAUUGAAACUGAAAUUUAAUAACGGAGCUACGGAGGGCAACAAAGUGCCGUUCGAGUUCAAAGGGUUAAUUAUGAAUGACAAUGUGUCGGGUGGAAAAAUAGGCGGUUGUUCAGAGGACAAGUAUGCACCCUAAAGUAUUCAUCGUUGUCGAACGAACUGUUCCAAUCCCUCCCUUUGGAAGGCCAACUUCUGAACACGUUAGCGAGUGAAAAUUUUAAUAGCGAACCGAAAAUAACCCCGGCAUAACGAGCCGGUAUUCGAACCGCCGCGUGUUUAACGUUCAAAUCUGCCGUUAAGAUUCUUGGAAGUAUUCCUGCUAUGAAUAUAACAGGCGUACCGUUCAUAAUUCAAGUACCUUCGUGCGAAAGACGGUGAUCUAACGUUUAAAUCAUUGCAUCGUGACAAUAUCCAAUAGUUUUCACAGAAAUAUUAUAAAAAAUUUACCAUUUAUCCGGAUACACGCGCAAGUCAGUCAUCGAAUAGCCGCUAAUUCAAGGCCGGUCAGUUCGCAAAGGCAGCGGUCCUUGAUCGAUUUUGCAACUUUCUCGUAUCCGCGAAAGUGAAUUUUUCGGUCAUCGAGGGUCCGAUGAUUCACGAUUCCCUCGUCGGACCUACAAAAUUUAAAUAAUAUUAGAGUUGAUAAAAACAACGAUUUAAUUAAAGCGAGACGCGUCUGAUUGUUUUCUUAUCAAAGUCUGUUGCUUAAUCAGACGAAUGCUAUCGAUCAAAAUGAUCAACUUAAUUAUUGUCCGUAGUCCAUUGAUUAUUAUUGUUGUGUCUUUAUUGUGUCAUUAAAUCAUUGUGAAAUAAGGAAACGAAAUUGCAAUGAAAACAAUGAAAUUGCGUAUUCUUGUCCUCUUCCAUUGCACUCGAUGCAAGUUAAAUUACACAGCAUAUUUUAGCUGGUUCUUACAGCAAAAGAAUGCUCUUCCACGAAUUCGAAGGUUUCGUUUAAUUAUAUGCACAAACGAUCUUUGUUCUCGCGAUUAAAUGCUUAAUUACGUUCCAGCGAGCCCAUGUGCGCACGCGAAAACUUGCAUGCACUUUUUUGCACGCAAUGUUGCAUGCGAUAGUUUCUUUAUUAAUUAGCGUGGAAAAGUAAAAACGAAGGAAUAAAUAUAUCUCUACUGUCAUUGCUGUUAUACACGUGUUCUUUUCGAAAUUUUCACACCGAGGGAAUAUCAGACAUCAGACGACAAACUCAUCUUGUCUGGAAAUGAAUUUAUCCAGCCGCGUUUUCAAUCGACACGGGUCAAGGCAAACAACCGAGCUUAUUAGUUAUAAACGUGCCUUUUUAUACGUUACUUGAACUUCAACUUGCUGUGAACUUUUCUAUAAGUAGAGUGGGUGGUGAAAUUAUAUCUGCAAAUCACGUUUCAAACGAAGGAUAAACGAAAUUCUUCUACAAAUUGAAGAAUUUAUCUUAGCGACCAUUUCAUCGAGAUACUUUGUUGAACAAGCGAACCGUAAUUACAAUUUUCCUUCUGUUAUUUAAUUGUUUCGCCAUACACCCACGCGAUUUCUUCCCGUUCCUUUCCCUUUCGUUUUCUCUCAUUCGGUUCGAACAAUUGUUCGCGUCACGGUUUUGUUGCAUGAAAAUAGCUCGUUUAAACAUUUACAGUGGGGAAGUUGAUUAAAGUCCAUGAUGAAAAUAACGGGAUUUUUUGGAACGACGUUGGUCAACCCCACGGAGGGUUAGUAAUUUAAAUUUCGAUUUUAGCCACUUUUUCAGAUCGCUUUUCAACGUGUGAAAACUCGGAAUAUUGUUUGCUAAUUGCUUUCGUGGGUUUUUAAUUCACUUGGUUUGAAACGAAACUUUGGUAACUCUUUGAUCGUUCGCUUCUUUGCUCGUCAUUUUUGUUAGCUGUUUUUGCUCAGUAAAGUGGAAGAGCUCAGUGAAAAUUAAAGGUCACAAGUUGAAAGUUUGACACUUGAUAGACAGAUCAUCCAUAUAAUGGAAUAUUUCGUUGCUGGAUUAAAAAAGAAUUUCACUUGUAACACCUUCAAAAUAAGUGAAAACGAGCCUCCUUUUUGUAUUUUGAUAAACGGAAUAAAAGGAAAAUUUAUAAAGGAAAUGAAUAAUGGUCAGAACCAUCGAGCAAUUCCAUCUGAAAUCGCGUCGUUCCACGAACAGUGCGUGCAAGCUCGUGCAUAUUCCCGACAAUAACUAAUAAAUUUUGCAAUUUACUACAGUGGGACGUCUAUUACCUCUGCACCCUCGUUCGGUGCACGUGCACAAAGUGUCGUCGUGUAAUCGUCGUGUAAAACGUUAACCGUAUCAAAGCACCGGAAAAUAAACGUUCCUUUCCAAGGAAAAUUGCAACCAUUUUCCUAUUACGGAUAGUUCUUGAUAUAGGGAUCAGGAUUCUUAAAAUCCAGCAAUUUCAUUUUCAAAACCGAAGGAUUAUUUUUAAACCCUGCCUCGAGUGCAUUUUACGUGGAAUUUGCAACUAAGAAUAGAUUGUCGUUUUUGUCGUCAACGAGUUUUCCGGGAAAAUCGCGCUGGCCUUCGAUAUUUGUGCAUUCACGAGAAAAUGUCAAAGGAGAAUGUUAAAUGUUUACCAAUUUGUAUUAUUAUAUAGAAUUUUCCCGCGAUCUUCUCGCCGCUAAUCCGAUUUCAGCUCGAUUCCAGAGCAACUUUCAUCUCCUGUGGCUUCUUACCUUCGCGUUCAGCGAAAACGUCAUUUCUCGCGGAAUAAUUUGCCGUUCCUAGUGACGCAACGGUGGAAAAUUUCAGAAAUCGAUAAAACCUUGCGAACAAGAACGGGAGAGUGUCUGUUCCUGAGAGAAUCGAGGCUGAGAUUGAACCUGAGAGGUAAUAAUAAUGGUAAUACUGUUGUGACGAAACGUGACAAGCAGAGGCGACGUUUAAAUCAAAUCCAACAUAUUGGAUAAGCAAAAGGAAGAAGAAUGAGUUCCCAGAACAAACGAAAAGUGGAUGAAUACCGUGUUCGAGGUGAAAGAAUUUUCAUCGAUUUUCUGAUCUCGAUUGAACACGCAAUAUUCAAUCUCGAAACAGUGGUCUUUAGACCACUCACGUGUUGCAGAAUGUGUUCGAAUCAACGGUCGUUUAAUCCUAGCCGGCUUUAAAUCUAUUGUACCAUUGUGCCGUAAUAGUCCUCUGGAGAAUCGCUUGAAAGUACCAUUGGAACUUGAAAGACAUAUACACGUUAUGGUCGUCGAGAAUGGUUUAUCUCUUUGCAAGCUUUACGUACGUUCGUUUCUAUAUUUCUCCAAGAUCCAUUUAAUCCCUGAUAGGGUAAAAAACAUCCUGUAUCAUAUUUACAAAAAAGGUAAUCGGGCGAUGGAACUCACGGUGGAACUCUACUUACAAAUUCUAAGAGCCGGUUUGAAAACUGCAUCUUCGCAGGGGUGCAUUAUUCGUUGACCUAGUGCAAGAGGACAGGUAUGCAGGCAAUGCAGGUUUGCAUCAUUCGCGUGUCCCAGAAUGUCUGCACGAGGAGCAGGUGUGUACCGAUGGGUCGUUGCGCAAACGACCGAUUGAUAAAUAGAUUAAUAUGAAUUUCCAAUCCAAAUACGAAUUUUCAGUUCAUUCAAUCAGUGGACGUUAUUUGCAAUGAGAGUCGCGUUGCGAUCUGCAACAUACCCGGAACCUGCCCGCACGCUCGCAUGCUUCAACGAGCAGAAAUCAUUCCGUAGAUCGUAUUAAGAAUUACACACCAGCGUCGAUUGAAAUUGACAUCCAUUUGUCAAGGCCCGUCUAGUCGGUGCUCGACAUUCGUCUGGAUUGUACCUCUCGUUAUCUAACGUUCUCUAAUCAAAUUUUCCAAAGAUCCGUGAUCGAAGAAGUAAUAGGAACGAUUCGAUUUCUUCGAAGGAUUCGAGUGAUUGUUCGUAUUCGAUGGUAGAAUCAAAAGGUGUUGACGGUGUUAAGCAAUCGCGAAUUCACGGAACGUGGAAUCAACGAAGAACCUUUCUGAUAAUCGGAUUAUCCAACGGGCUUCAACGAGGUUUGCGUUUUUAAAACGCGAUUACGUGGCCGCUUUCUUCCGAUUAGAUUAUUUAUCGCGCCGGCGAAGCGGAUUCUUUGUGGUUUCAAGAGGGAAAGCAUCGAAUUCGAGCAUGACGAAGUGGGACAGUUCGGAAUCCGAGUGCUCAGAGGCUGAAGACUCAAAUGAGUUAGGGGCCAUAGUCAGCCCCGAGAUUUGCGCGAUGGACACUGUGGACAGUACCAGCAAACGUUCUGGAGGCCACAGCGGCCACAAGACAGUUUCAGCUACCCGAGUAUUCAAGAAAUCCAGCCUAAAUGGAAAGAUCACGGUAUACCUUGGGAAAAGAGAUUUCGUCGAUCACAUAACCCACGUUGACCCCAUUGACGGGGUCGUGCUGAUUGACCCGAACUACGUGAAGGAUCGCAAGGUCUUCGGGCACGUUCUAGCGGUUUUCAAGUACGGCAGAGAGGAUCUCGACGUUCUUGGUCUAACGUUUCGCAAGGAUCUUUACCUGGCUGCCGAGCAGAUAUAUCCCGUGGUACCUGGUUCCCAGCAUCGAGAACUGACGCGACUGCAGGAGAGGCUGAUCAAGAAGCUAGGGAACAACGCUUAUCCGUUCUACUUCGAGCUACCGCCUCAUUGUCCUGCUUCGGUGACGCUGCAACCGGCGCCCGGUGACACGGGCAAACCAUGCGGCGUCGACUACGAAUUGAAAGCGUUCGUAGGCGAAACGCAGGACGACAAGCCUCACAAACGGGAUUCCGUCAGGCUGGCGAUACGAAAAAUUAUGUACGCCCCCUCGAAACAGGGCGAACAACCGUCCGUCGAAGUGAGCAAAGAGUUCGUGAUGUCGCCGAACAAGCUGCACCUGGAGGCGUCCCUCGACAAGGAGCUCUACCAUCACGGCGAGAACAUCGCUGUGAACGUGCACAUCGCGAACAAUAGCAACCGGACUGUGAAAAAGAUCAAAGUGUCCGUGAGGCAGUUCGCGGACAUUUGUUUGUUCUCCACCGCACAGUACAAGUGUACGGUAGCCGAAGCAGAAAGCGAGGAAGGGUGCCCAGUGGGGCCAGGUUUCACGCUGAGCAAAGUGUUCUCUCUGACACCGCUUCUCGCCAACAACAAAUAUAAAUGGGGUCUUGCCCUCGAUGGCCAGAUCAAAGACGAGGACACAAAUCUGGCGUCCAGCACCCUCGUGGCGGAUCCCUCGCAACGUGAGAACCUGGGAAUUAUCGUUCAGUACAAGGUGAAAGUGAAACUUUGCCUCGGUGCACUUGGAGGAGAAUUGGUCGCGGAGCUGCCAUUCAUCCUGAUGCACCCGAAACCGGAAGAAGAGGAACCGGCGCCACCCACCGCGCGGCCCAGUCCGACGCAGAAAGCGGACAGCGGUGAAAUACCGCUCGACACGAACCUCAUUCAGUUGGACACGGAGGCUGACGGCGACGACGACAUAAUCUUCGAGGACUUUGCCCGUCUAAGGCUGAAGGGUGAAACGGAUGCCUGACCACGUUGUUCGCACACCGUCGACCUGUACGACACAGCGAAACGUCCGAUAUACGAGAAUGUCGUCGCGACACCGACGAAAAAUGCGAGCCAGUUGAUUCUGUAAUCAGGUUCGACGGACCUUUUUGUAAGAAUAAAAGAAGAAAAGAAAAAAAAAAAUAAAUAAAAGAAAACGCGAACCACCGAGCGAAGCGUUGAGAAACGAACGACUCGAGCCACAUGAGAUUUCACGAGUUUUCGCGUUGUUCUUCGACGACUCCGAUCAUCGAAACGAUGUUUCCAUUCCUCUCGAGAUGUAUUUACUGUCCGAUAUGAAGAAAAAUGGACACGGAAUGGUACUAACUUGCUGCAUAGAGAAUCAAAGAUGCACACUAAGAAGAUCACAGGAGGACAGACGAACGAGUCGUCGAGAAAGGAUUGUGAAUUACGUUUAUGGGAAUGAUUGAAGAAGUUUUCACGACGAGACAUCAAUGGAUGAAAGAAACCCAAUCUUUAGCCAAUGUAUUUAUCGAUAUAUCGACGAGAAAGGGAUGCGAUUUUUUUUUUCUUUGUUUUUUUUUUACUGGAGACGAUAAGUCUCUUCAUCAAGACUAUAAAACUGAACAGAUUUCUUUUCUGUAAACUUAGUCACAUGGCCAGUAUGUAAUGCAGUCAGUGUGUUACACGUUGAUUCGCGCAAAAUUUAUAGGUGUAACGUUUGCGUCUGUUCUUAUGGCACACCUUUGUUAAUUCAAUACAUUUUUUUUUACAACUGAAAUUAAAAUGAAAAGAUGUCAAAAGAUUUCUCGAAUGUGAAAUUAAAGCACUUUGUACGGAGAACUAUUGGUGUGCUACGAGAUUAAGAAUGUUUGUUUUCGGUGUAAUCGAACAAGAUAAAUUGAGAUUUUCUUAAUGAAAGCAUCGCAACAAAUUCAACGAAUCCUAUUUAACCCUUGUGUUAAUAACGAAAAUGUUCACGGUUGUUAUAACCAGGUAUUUGGAACGAUAUUAAAAUUUUGCGAUAGGAACACGAUGAAUUCUUGAAUGUCAAUGUGAGAAUGAGUAGCUGGGUACCCAGUUAUUGACACAAGAGUCGAAUCUUACAAAUAUAUAGGUAAUAAUAUAAAUAUGUAUACACGUACGAGGAAAGUUUUAACCCUUUCGCUAUAACAGCGAUUGUAUAUUAAACGACGGAGUCUGCGAUAUCAAUAAAAUUUAAUUUGCUAUAGGAAAUAUUUUUUUCAAUUGUUCUUUGGAAAAUUUCUGAAAGUAGCGAAAGGGUUAACGAUCAAAUUAAACGACAGUUUGAAACAAGCAUUAGAAGAAUUUCAACGUUUUAGCUUUUACACGUUUUAUAUUGAGAUCGAGAAGGUAUUUGGAUUUUUUGCGAAUCGAACGAAAAACCACCUAAUCGUACGAUUUUCUAUUCCUUUUUUUACGCGACACGUUUUUUACCGAACGAAAUAUCACACGUAUAGUGCCAUCCUGAUCACGCCCGUCGAAGAUUCUUGUUACAUUAUUCGUUUUUUAAAAAUGGAAGAAAAGAUUCACGCGAACGAAGAUCGAUUCAAUUUUAUUAUCGUUCAUCAGACGUAUCGAAGACUGUUUUUUGCGAAAUCGUACCAGCUGUUCCUACAAGGCAUCGAUUUCGAGAUAACGAGUCUCUCGUUGGAUCCUUUGGCGAAUUUCAACGCUCAUCGUUGAUUCUCUUAGAAUGAGAGGAAUUCAAGAACGAACUGGAAGAAUUCCAAACGCGAUCGAGAGAAUGGGGAUCAUUCCAGGUGCACGUGAUUAAUCUCAACUCCUUCAGGAGGGAAUAUAACGAGUAUUCUCUAAGUGGCGGAUUGAAACGAGUGCAGCGUCUUUGAAUCCAUGAAAGUUUACACCGUCAUUUUAAUCAAACCUCAAGCUUCGAUAUAUCACAAGUGCUGUUUCCGUCAGGAAAAUUUCCAGAUCAAGAAACGUUGGAUUCGAGAUCGCUGUUCUUUCGUAUCUGCGACUUAGGAGACAACAUCGUUGCGUGUAUGCGUGCGUGUGUGUGUUAAGUUAGCACGAUUGGAACAUUAAGGCGUCCGCUGUCAAUUAAUCUAAUUUACUUCGUUCGACGUCGAUGGUGUUCACGAAGGCGCCGCGAGGACAGCGAGCGCGUUAAUUUUAAUUCAACCUCUCCGUGUCGGGGAGAGUGUAAUUUGCGUGUAAAAUAAAUGAAGAAAAAAAAAAAAAAAAAGAAUAAAUAAAUAAAUAAAUAAAGUUAGC
Molecule: messenger RNA, 9298 nt
Organism: Osmia lignaria (orchard mason bee)
Lineage: Eukaryota; Metazoa; Arthropoda; Insecta; Hymenoptera; Megachilidae
Gene: krz
Product: beta-arrestin protein kurtz
Biological process (GO): G protein-coupled receptor internalization; signal transduction
Cellular component (GO): cytoplasm
Molecular function (GO): G protein-coupled receptor binding
Source: RefSeq, a predicted model, not a curated record